AUGGCUACCAUAAAUAUCCGUAGCGAUGUGAAGGACCCCUUCUACCGCUACAAGAUGGAGAAGCUCCAGUCUAAGAUUGAAGGGAAAGGCAAUGGCAUUAAGACUGUCAUCGUCAAUCUUAGCAGUGUGGCAAACUCGCUUGCCCGCCCUGGAGCCUACGUCAUCAAGUACUUCGGUUUUGAACUCGGAGCCCAGACCAACUCGAACCCUGCUGACGACCGAUGGAUCAUCAAUGGUGCUCAUGAGGCAUCGAAGCUCCAGGAGUACCUUGACGGCUUCAUCAAUAAGUUCGUCCUUUGCAAGAAAUGCAAGAACCCUGAGACUGAGGUCGUCAUCAAGGACGGGACUAUUAUCCUUGAUUGCAAGGCUUGUGGUGUUCGUUCUGAUGUCGAUCUGCGCCUCAAGCUCAGUGGUUUCAUUCUCAAGAACCAGCCAAAGACCGGCAAGAAGAACAAGGCCGACAAGAAGGCCGCUCGCAAGGCCAAGCAGAACGGUAACGCCAACGCCAACGGUGACGAGAAUGGGCAGAACAGUGGAAGCGAGAACAUUUCCGAGAACGGAUCCAACGAGAACGGAGACGGUGGUAUCGAUGCUGGUAGCGACGAUGAACUGACCCGCCGCAUCAAUGCCGAGGCUCAAGAGCUCGAUGAGCCAGUUGACGCCAGAGACGACGAGUGGACUGUUGAUAUGUCCGCUGAGGCUGUUCGUGCUCGUCAGCAGGGGCUCUCCGAUGAUCUCAAGCAAAAGCUUGUCCUUGGUGACGAUGAAGACGAGGAUGGAGAAGGUGGUGGCAACUCCGCCUACGACCAACUUGGAAACUGGAUCACCAACGAAGCUGAAGCCAAGGGAAGCGUCGACCAGGUUGAGGAUGUCGCCAUCUACGUGAAGGCCAAGGAGUUUGGCAUUGAGACCAAGCACCGCACUCUCCUAGUACUGGUCCAGACCAUCUUCGAUGACAACAUUGCCAGGCAGAUUCCUACCCGUGCCUCCAUGCUUAAAAGCAUGGUCACAUCUGAGAAGCAUGAGAAGGCUCUCAUGGGUGGUGUCGAGCGCUUCAUCGGUCUCCGUGGCCAAAAGGACCCCAGGUUCUACGAAGAGACCUCCAAGAUCCUCAUGGCUCUGUACAACGAAGACCUCUUCUCCGAGGAUUUCCUCACUAAGUGGGGCACCAAGGCCAGUAAAAAAUACAUCGAUCUCCCCACCAGCAAGAAGGUCCGCAAGUCCGCUGAAGCCUUCAUCAUCUGGCUCGCCGAGGCCGAGAGCGACGACGAUGACUCCGAGUAA
Drepanopeziza brunnea f. sp. 'multigermtubi' MB_m1 is the source of this 1284-nucleotide messenger RNA. RefSeq lists its product as uncharacterized. The record is from RefSeq and is a predicted model, not a curated record. Gene Ontology annotation, biological process: translational initiation; formation of cytoplasmic translation initiation complex; formation of translation preinitiation complex. Gene Ontology annotation, molecular function: GDP-dissociation inhibitor activity; translation initiation factor activity; eukaryotic initiation factor eIF2 binding. Gene Ontology annotation, cellular component: cytosol. Lineage: Eukaryota; Fungi; Ascomycota; Leotiomycetes; Helotiales; Drepanopezizaceae.